AAUCCGUUAGUAGUAGGUUUAGUGAAAACCGACACAAACCAACCACCAUUGUUAAUUAAAAAAAGAAUGAUGAAACUUGAUAUUUUUAACGGUUGUGAUUCGCUCGACUCCUUCUGUUAAGACAAGUAACAAGAUUCUUCUCCAACCAAUUAGAAGUUGCAGCGCCGUUAUUCUAAUCCGUUUCACUGUUACCAGUCACCACCAAUUGCCUAAACGACGUCGUUGGAUUCAAUAACAUCCGAAGCAUUGCAAUGCCAUUUCGAUUUCGAGGUUGCUUUGCAAUCCCCCGUGGCUGGUCGCUGCAACACCAAUUCCCUCACUCUUCCUCCAUUCCCCUCAAUUUCUCUUCUUUGCCACACGCUUCUUCUUCUCCUCACUCCCUCCUCCUCCACAAUUUUUUGCCAUGGUUGGAGAACAAAGCCUCUUCCACCAUUUCUUCUUCGCUUUCCAUUGCCAAUUCUUCAUAUGGAAAAUCCUUGUUUGCUUCUAAGACUAUUCAAACUGGCGAUUGUAUUUUACAGGUUCCUUACACUGUGCACAUAACUGCAGAUAAUCUCCCUCCUGAAAUCAGAUAUUUGAUCGGUGAAGAUGUUGGAAAUAUUGCAAAACUUGCUAUUGUUCUUCUCAUUCACAAGAAAUUGGGUCAGGGCUCUGAAUGGUAUCCUUAUAUCAGCUGUCUUCCCCUGCAAGAUGAGAUGCAUAAUACGAUAUUUUGGAAUGAAAGUGAGUUAGAGAUGAUUCGUCAAAGUUCCGUUUAUCAAGAAACUAUUUACCAAAAGUUUCAAAUUGAAAAGGACUUUUUAGCACUCAGGCCAGUUUUUGAAUCAUUUUGUCAAAGUUUAGGAGAUUUUACUUGCAAGGACUUCAUGCAUGCAUGCACACUAGUUGGCUCUAGAGCAUGGGGAAGCACAAACGGUUUAUCUCUGAUUCCAUUUGCAGAUUUCUUAAAUCAUGAUGGGAUUUCAGAAGCAAUUGUAAUGAGUGACGAUGACAAUCAAUGCUCAGAAGUUAUCGCCGAUCGUGAUUAUGUUCCUGGUGAACAGGUACUUAUAAGAUAUGGAAAGUUUUCAAAUGCUACAUUAAUGCUGGAUUUUGGUUUUACAAUUCCAUACAACAUUUAUGAUCAGGUUCAGAUCCAAUUUGAUAUACCUAAGCAUGAUCCUCUGCGUGACAUGAAAUUGGAACUCUUGCAGCGAUACUUUGCGCCUCCAACCAAAGAUGUGAAGGGCUUGAAGUGUUCUGUGAAUUCCUUCACAAUCAAUUCUUCCGGCAAACUAUUUGACAUGAAUUGGUUCUCCAUUCUCUUUUUAAUCAAUAUUGGGGAGGUGAAAUCUGCUAGAGGAAAAGGGAAGGGUGUGCCUCAAUCACUUCGUGCACUUGCUCGUGUUCUUUCUUGUACCACGUCUCAGGCAGAGCUUUACCAUUUGGUCGUGGAGGCUGCGCAAACUGAUGGUAGGCUGGCUAGGUGCCCUUUACAGCAUACAGAUAAUGAGAUACAAGCACACAAGAUGUUGUCUUCAUUAUUCAUCCAAUUAAUCGAGGAGCGCAAUGCAACUAUUAUGUCAUUAGAUUCUUGCGAUUCUUCAUCCUUGUAUGAAAGUCUUCCUGUUAGAAGACAAAUGGCUCGAGAUCUCCUACACGGUGAGCUACGCAUUCUCAAAUCUGCUUCUACCUGGUUGGAGAACUACUGUUUUUCCUUGACUUGAUGGUCAGUGAAUGGCUACAGCCAGAGGAGGAAGAAGUACGCCGUAAUCAACACAAAUGGAAGACGAUAUUGAGGUUCCCUGGGAAUUCUUAUAUUUUUUGGGAUGUUCCAUGAUGUAAUCUAACAUUAUUCUGUGUAGUUCAAUGUUACACGUUUUCUCUAGUUCAUGCAAAGAUGUUUUACCCCCCAUAUGAUGUCUUAAUCUGAGCAUCUACUCUCACUCGCAAAAUAUGUAUUCUAUAAUUAUAAAUUUUGUACAUCUUCGAUGCAUCGUUUCCCUUUUAAGCCUUUAAGGCCUAGAAGAUCCACUAUUUCUUACAA
Messenger RNA from Cicer arietinum (chickpea), 2026 nucleotides. RefSeq lists its product as uncharacterized. The record is from RefSeq and is a predicted model, not a curated record. Gene Ontology annotation, molecular function: protein-lysine N-methyltransferase activity; protein binding. Lineage: Eukaryota; Viridiplantae; Streptophyta; Magnoliopsida; Fabales; Fabaceae. Gene Ontology annotation, biological process: peptidyl-lysine monomethylation.